UCGGCAUAUCGGAUAUCGGCAAAAAGCCAUUAUCGGACAUCCCUAAUUAUUAUGCCUAUUUUGGACAACCGGGUAUGGUGAAGAUAAGGUACUUUUUAAAAAAAUGAAUCAAAUAAAAUAAGAUAAAUAAAUUAAAAACAAAGAGUAGAUUUUUCUCCACGUGGGCCCCUGAUCUAAAAUGAGUUUGAUACGCUAAUAAGUCACCCAAUGCCGAUAUUGUCCACGGUAUACAUGCAUCGACAUCCGUAUCGAACGCCCACCAUUUUGUCCAGUCGCAGGAAAAGACGUCGCGACGAGGACGACAAGGACCAUGACCAAGCCCAGGCUGACGCAGAACUGCAGCGUUGUGGGCUGCACAGACCGCCACACAUCCUUGCAUCGACUCCCGAACAAAAAGGAUAUCAGAGCCAAGUGGAUCCAGUUCAUCUACGACGGGAACGUCCCGGCUUCCGUCGGCAAGACUCUGCUGGUCUGCGCCAACCACUUGGACAACCUGCUCCACUUGGACUCCGGGCUGAGUGUCAAACAUGGAUCAGUACCGAGUGUUCGCGCCACGGAAGCAGGAAGUCCUCCACACCCGAGACGGUACUGCCGGAUCAACAACACGGUGCCGCUGCUGGCGCUCUACUUCGACGGCGACAGCGACAUGAGGCCGGACUUCCGUCUCUCCAGGGCCUCCUUCGCCGGCCUGAUGGAGCUCCUCGGGACCCGCUGCGACCACGGCUGGGGGCCCGUGAUAGAGACCCUGGUCUUCUUGUUUUGGCUGUCCGGCGGCGCCUCCUACCGCGUGGUGGGCAGAGCGUUCCACAUGCCGCGGACCACGGUGCACCGCGCCGUCCACAAGACCAGCGAGAAGAUCCGCGCUCUCCUCCCUCGGGUGGUCCGCCUUCCGGCGGCGGAGGACUUGGCCCCCCUCGGUGCCGGCUUCGCCCGCCUGGCCGGGUCGGCGGCUUUCAGCCGGGUGGUGGGCAGCAUCGGCGGCUGCCACGUCCGCGUGAAGCCGCCCAUGGAGAAAGCGUCGGGUUACCUGAACCCCAAGUUGUUUCACUCGCUGCAGUUCCAGGCCGUCUGCGACCACGGCGCCAAGUUCCUGGACGUCUUUAUUGGCUCCCCGGGGUCGGCGCACGACACCAAGGUGCUGAAGCACAGCGUUAUCUACACACAGCGGAAGUACCCGCCCCCUGGGUUCUGCAUCGUCGGGGACGCGGGCUACCCCUGCCUGUGCCGACCCAUCGCCCUCAUCACCCCUUACAGGGACCCCGGGAACAACCUCCUCCAGGCGGCCUUCAACGCUCACCUGUCCAAGGCCAGGUGUGCGGUGGAGAGGGCCUUUGGCAUCAUGGCGAGCAGAUGGAAGUCCAUUUUCUCCAAGGCCCUGGAGGUGGACGUGCUCUACGUGCCGGAGGUGGUGGCCUGCUGCACGGUGCUCCACAACAUCUGCCUGAGCCACGGAGACCUGCUGGAGCCUGGAGACCUGCUGGAACCCGGAGACCUGCUGGAGCCUGGAGACCUGCUGGAACCCGGAGACCUGCUGGAGCCCGGAGACCUGCUGGAGCCCGGAGACCUCCAGGACCAGGCGGCGGCCGGAGACGGCCCGGAGGACCCGGCAGAACCUUUGUCCCCGGGAUGCGUGUGUGGCGCGGAGGACAGGCACAGGAUGGCCAUGCGUUGCUACGCUCCAGACCAUGACUAUUUGUAAAUGUUUAACCUUUCUGUUUCCUCUCAAUGAC
Messenger RNA from Entelurus aequoreus (snake pipefish), 1730 nucleotides. RefSeq lists its product as uncharacterized. Bases 311 to 1699 code for a protein of 462 amino acids. The record is from RefSeq and is a predicted model, not a curated record. The transcript has 2 exons. NCBI's taxonomy places the organism in Eukaryota, Metazoa, Chordata, Actinopteri, Syngnathiformes, Syngnathidae.